AGGAGUGCAAGUUGCUGAUGAAGUGUGUCGCAUUUUUUAUGACAUGAAAGUUCGGAAAUGCUCUACACCAGAAGAAAUCAAGAAAAGAAAGAAGGCUGUCAUUUUUUGUCUCAGUGCAGACAAAAAGUGCAUUAUUGUAGAAGAAGGCAAAGAGAUCUUGGUUGGAGAUGUCGGUGUGACCAUAACUGAUCCUUUCAAGCAUUUUGUAGGAAUGCUUCCUGAAAAAGAUUGUCGCUACGCUUUGUAUGAUGCAAGCUUUGAAACCAAGGAAUCUAGAAAAGAGGAGUUGAUGUUCUUUUUGUGGGCACCAGAACUAGCACCUCUGAAAAGUAAAAUGAUCUAUGCAAGCUCCAAGGAUGCAAUCAAAAAGAAAUUCCAAGGCAUAAAACAUGAAUGCCAAGCAAAUGGGCCGGAAGACCUCAAUCGAGCUUGCAUUGCUGAGAAGCUAGGUGGAUCUUUAAUUGUAGCUUUUGAAGGAUGUCCUGUGUAGAUUAUUAUUCAGUGCCACAAACCAAAAGCUUCCAUGUUUAAUGUUUUCUUUCUAUAUAAGUAAAGCAAAUCUAUUUAGGCCAGGGUCUCACGAAAGGGGAGCUAUCUUCUAGAGUAAAUGAAAAAUUCUCUACACAUGUGCAGAUGGCCCUAAAUUAGUCUAAAGUUUUA
Messenger RNA from Elephantulus edwardii (Cape elephant shrew), 660 nucleotides. It is a transcript of the gene DSTN, whose product is annotated as destrin (actin depolymerizing factor). The transcript is spliced from 3 exons. Gene Ontology annotation, biological process: cell motility; actin filament fragmentation; actin filament severing. Lineage: Eukaryota; Metazoa; Chordata; Mammalia; Macroscelidea; Macroscelididae. The record is from RefSeq and is a predicted model, not a curated record. Gene Ontology annotation, cellular component: cytoplasm; actin cytoskeleton; actin cortical patch. The coding region runs from base 44 to 490 and encodes 148 amino acids. Gene Ontology annotation, molecular function: actin filament binding.